Striga asiatica is the source of this 1363-nucleotide messenger RNA. The record is from the annotation of a GenBank genome assembly. NCBI's taxonomy places the organism in Eukaryota, Viridiplantae, Streptophyta, Magnoliopsida, Lamiales, Orobanchaceae.
UUAGACACCUCUAGAUAUAGUCUUAUAGAUAGCUGAAUUAAAUUUGCUACACCUGAUAUAAUCCGCAAACCUGUAGGCUCUUCAGAAAAUUUUCUACCUAUUGCUGCCCUUUUCAAAAUCACACACGCUUAAACAUAUAUGUACACGACGCAUCAUCGUCAUAAUUUGGCGAUUAAACGACUUUGAUCGGAGAUGAUGUCCGGCAACUACUCAUCCAUCGACAAUCAAAACGUCUCCGGAUCUGUGCCGGCCGUCAGCGAUCGGCCUUCCCACGUUGCUGUAAAGUUUACCGAUUCCAGUCUGCAGACUUUUACGCCGGCCGGAUCUCAGGGGAAGAUAUCUGCUGCCUCGGGACCCCCUCGUGAUGCUGAUGACACAUUUAGCAAACCUGUAUCUGGUUCUGAUGAGCCCCAGCAGAAUGGUUGGUUCCAAUCGUUCACAAUUGCUGCAUACAGGCCCUACUUUGAUGUUGACACGUCUGAUGUUCUAGAAAGGAUCAGAGAUUCACUCUUUCCUUUCAGAGGAAGCUUCUCCGAGAAGACUGCCAGCAACCCAGAUUUAUACGGGCCUUUCUGGAUAUGCACCACCUUGAUAUUUGUGGCGGCUUCCAUUGGUACAUUUGUCACCUACAUAGCACACAAGCUGCAAAAGAAGGAAUGGGACUAUGACAUCAAUCUCGUGACCUGGUCUGCUGGUUUGUUCUAUGGCUAUGUCACAUUAGUGCCGCUUGUGUUGUAUAUUGUCCUCAAAUACUUCUCUGCCCCAUCUGGCCUCGUUCAGCUGCUUUGUCUGUAUGGCUACUCCCUGUUUAUCUUCAUUCCUGCUCUGUGUUUAUCGGUUAUUCCUCAGGAGAUUUUCCGGUGGGUCAUUGCCGGUGUAGCUGGUUUCAUGUCUGCCUCGUUUGUGGCCCUAAACCUCAGAAAUCACAUCAAAUCUGCCGGAGAACGUUGGUUCCUUAUUGUGGCUGCUAUCUUCUUGUUGCAGCUUGCUCUUGCUUUGGCCCUGAAAUUCUAUUUGUUCACUGUGACCGUGUAAAAAACUAGAAACCACCGCAAAUGAGGUGAAGAAAGUUUGAGAUAGAUAGUUCUUGUUGAUCCAAUUUGUUUUUUGUUCCCUUUUUAAUGGGAAGAAAAUUAGAAAACAAAAACAUGAACUAUGUGCAAUUGUGCUACAAACUAAGUGCAGCCUUAUUGUAUUCAUGCAUUUUCGGACAGUUUUGUAUGUGUGACCUACAUGAUGUGUGGAUCAAAGAUUUGUGAGUACUGAAUAUAUACAGCUUCGAUUAUGAGUGUGCACUUGUAUUAGAAAAGACAUCAUCCUUACAGAUGUGGUUUAUAAAUUAUAAAAUCAAGUCUGGUGUACG